Molecule: messenger RNA, 3468 nt
Organism: Elaeis guineensis (African oil palm)
Lineage: Eukaryota; Viridiplantae; Streptophyta; Magnoliopsida; Arecales; Arecaceae
Biological process (GO): regulation of gene expression
Cellular component (GO): peroxisome
Molecular function (GO): RNA nuclease activity
Source: RefSeq, a predicted model, not a curated record
AGCGAAGCUGCCGUCCGACUUCUCCUUAGUCCUCGUCCAUGGCGUCGCCGGCCGGGCACGCGCUCGCAGUCGGAGUCGGAGUUCUCCACCGUCGCCACCUCCGCCGCCUCUGCCACCUCCGCCGCGGCCUCCUUCCCUAGAACCCUACAUCCUCUGCCGCCGUAUAAACACCUGAUCGGUCGUUGGAGCGACGAUCGGAAGCGAGGAGGGAUCUAGUUCGAGGAGAUCUUGGUGAAUUGAACGGGCGGACGAUGAGCGCCGGCGGAGGAGGUGGUGGGGGCGGGGGAGGGAAGGCGGAGGGGCAGUACUCGAUGGCGAAGACGUCGGUGUGGUGGGACAUCGAGAACUGCCAGGUCCCGAGGGCCUGCGAUCCUCAUCUGAUCGCCCAGAACAUCAGAUUGGCGCUGGAGGCCAUGGAUUAUCGCGGGGCCGUCUCCAUCUCCGCCUACGGCGACACCAGCAAGAUCUCGCAGGUCGUCCAGCAGGCGCUCUCCAGCACCGGGAUUUCCCUCAAUCACGUCCCGGCCGGUGUCAAAGAUGCAAGUGAUAAAAAAAUUCUAGUUGACAUGUUAUUCUGGGCAGUAGAUAAUCCUCCUCCUGCGAACUAUUUGCUUAUUUCUGGUGAUCGUGACUUUUCCAAUGCCCUCCAUCAAUUAAGAAUGAGGAGAUAUAAUAUUCUUCUAGCACAGCCACCAAAUGUAUCCCAAGCACUUGUAGCUGCUGCAAAGAGUGUGUGGCUCUGGAAAAAUCUUCUGGCAGGAGGGCCUCCAUUGUCAGAGUCCCCUUACCCAAGUAAUGCAUUGAAUGACAACUUAUCAGGGACAGAGACAUCAAAAAACAAUAUCCCAGAUGCUGUGCAGACAACACAGCCCAUUGAUCCUCCUGCUACUAGCUUGCACUUGGGAAGUCAAAGGAAUUGUGGAAAUGGAAAGCCUGAUAACCGUUACAAGGGGAAGCAAGUUAGAAGGAACACAACCACAAGUCAAGCAAGUAGUAACACUCCAAGAACGUCUAGCAAUGAGAAUAAGCAGCACCGAUCUGGAACUGAAGGACUCAUGAAUGGAGCACCUAAUAAUGGUAUUCCAAAAUGGACUAAGAGGCAACCAAAUCAAGCUUCCACUUCCAUGACAUCAAGUUUUGAUGUCAAGGAAGGUGCUCAGUUAAACCAUCCAGGAACUAGUUCUUUCCUACAGUCAUCACUUCAAAAGCCAUCCACUGAAUCGGGGUAUUCUCAUCAGUCGGGGACAGUUCAGGUUAAGGAGGCUCCUCAUGAGUUCUUUGGAGCUAAUAAGCCCAACACAUCAAGUGCACCCACACCAGAUUACAGUACACCCUAUCCUGAAUUCCCCAUGAACAAUGGGAAAUACUUCCCAAACAAUUAUCAAAACCAUUAUCCUAAGCCAUUAAGGCCUAGUGAUUUACUGCAUCCACAAACUAAUAUUACAUCUGGGAAUUUGUCUGUACCAAAUUCUCAAAAGCACAGCUGUUAUCCACCACCAAGCUGGACUAGCAGCCCACCCUCUACUUCACUGCAAACCUGGCCAAGUGGUUUGCCCUAUGCUUCGGGACCUUCUGGGAAUCUGCCGGAUAUUAAUAGGCUUAAUAUGUCAGAUUAUCCAAGUAGUGUUCACCAUAACACUCCAUCUUGUCAGCAAACCCCAGAACCAAGUAUGACUUGUGCAAUGGAGCGUCCUAAUGCUCCAUACCAAGGACAACCUUUCUAUCCUGACUAUACGCACAGACCUCCACCUAUACCUGCCAUGAACAACAAUGCCUCCAAUAAUGCGCACUGGGGUACCCCAGGAUGCACUGCACCACCAAUGGAGGUCCAGGAUCUCAUGGGGAACAUUCUACGUGCCUUGCAUAUACUGAAAACUGACAAAAUGGCCCCAACAGAAGUUAAUAUAGCAGAUUGCAUUCACUAUGGGGAGAUGAAUAUGCAAAAUUUUAAUGUUAAGAUGGCUCUUGACUAUGCUGUCCAGUAUCAGUUUGUUGUGAUGCACAAGUUAGGAGGUAACUUACCAUUCUAUAUCGUAAAAAAUGAUACAUUAUGGAAAUGUGUGAAUGUCAUGGAUGGUAAUGCUAAACAUCCAAAAGGUACAUGGGAUGCAGUUCAAAAGUUUCUUUCUUCAAAAAAUGGACGCUCCACUUUGAGGUCCUCACAAUGCAGGUAUCAAGCUGCAAUCAUACUUAAGCAGCAUUGCUUGAAACAGCUUGUUUUGGGUGAUAUUCUUCAGAUCUUGCAUAUUGUAAUCACUGUGAAGAAAUGGAUCGUACCUCAUUCUUCAGGUUGGCAACCUUUGUCUUUUAAUGUAUCAAUUUCAGAUACAAAUGCAGAUGGCAGUGCCUGUACCAAUCCUUGACAUUGGAUAGGUGAUGAUCUGAAGCUAGCUUUAGAGUGGAAAAACUUGAGUAGGGAUCCUUUCAUUUUCACACGGUAGAAUGUUAGAUUUAGUAAAUAUGAGGCAAAGAUAGCUUGUCCUAUAGUUGAAGUGGCAUACCGUUGAAGCAGAUUACUUCUAUAUUCCUCGGUGGUAAUUGGUGGUACAAGAGUGGAAAGACUUGGAAGGGAGGAAUGUUUUCAAAGAAAGUGGUAGCAUGAGAUCUUAUGAAGGUAAUUCUCGUGUUUACAGGGCCUGUAUUUAGGCCAUAUAGUUUGCAGGUUCAGGUGGUGUUGCUGUGUCAUAUCAAGUUUGUUCUAUUUGGGGAUGGACAAGGUACAAGAGUACCGGAAACUUCUGGUCUUGACAUGUCAAGUGGUAUCAUUGCAUAGCUGAAAGCUAUCGAAUGCCUUUGGAUAUCAUCACUCCUUGUGCUUGCUUUCUUUUGGUUCUUAUAAUAUAAUCAUUGGCAGAACAUUUGAUUAAUUGAUGUAACAGAAGGUAUACUUUGCAGCAGAGAUGUCUCCAAAGGAAGCACAUUGUUCGGCAUGCACUGCAAUGGGUUCUUGAAUUAAAACAUCCUGUGUUUACAUGUUAGUUGGAUUUACUGAAUGUAAGAAACUUCAGAUUCUCGUAUCGAGGUUGAUUUGCUGAGGUGCCCCAUCAUGGUGGUAACUGCAGCUGGGUUGUGAAACAUCAACUUUGGGAUUAGCUUUCUUCUGCUGUGUCAGGAUUUAUGUUACUUUGUUUGCGGUUUUCGUUAGAUGAUUAAGCAGCUGCAGCAUAUUUUAUAGAAAUGUCUAUGGUACUACAUUUCGGUCAUCAGCUUUACGACGCAUGCUUGUUGGAUGAGCUGCCUGGAUUUCUGUUGUUUUAAGGCAUGCAGCUGGUUGAUGGCAGAUUUGACUGAGACUUGAGGCUUUUGGUUAUCUUGGAUGCUAUUUCGUUCUUCAGAAUCUCUAUAGAUUGUUCCAUCUUUGUUGCACGACGAUGUCUGUUAUCAGUCAAAUAUUAAGGAUUUUGUAUAUAUCGUGAACUAUGUUAAGUAUGUUUUGAAUGCAAUUUAUGCUUCUGAUUCGGGUGCUUA